CCGCCGUGAAAUCUAGGUUUCCAAGCUUUGGUGGAAUAACGGCAGCCGAUCAGUGAUGGGUCACUCUAACGUCUGGAACUCUCACCCCAAAACUUACGGCCCUGGUUCUCGCGCCUGCCGUGUUUGUGGAAAUCCCCAUGCCAUCGUCAGGAAAUACGGUCUCAUGUGUUGCAGGCAAUGCUUCCGUAGCAAUGCCAAGGAAAUCGGAUUCAUCAAGUACCGUUGAAUUUUAUUGGGGUGUAAAGGGAGGACUUUGAAGAACUUCAAUAUGUUUUUUCUUUGGAGGCGGGGAGUUAAUUUAGUAUGAACCUUAAAGUGAUUGUUAAACUAAGAGUACUUUGUUGUCUCUCAAUGAAGUAAUCAUAAUGUUUCAAUUCAGUAAUUUACAUAUUGUUAAGUUUGCA
Molecule: messenger RNA, 404 nt
Organism: Hibiscus syriacus
Lineage: Eukaryota; Viridiplantae; Streptophyta; Magnoliopsida; Malvales; Malvaceae
Product: 40S ribosomal protein S29-like
Exons: 3
Coding region: 56-226 (56 amino acids)
Biological process (GO): translation
Cellular component (GO): ribosome; cytosolic small ribosomal subunit
Molecular function (GO): structural constituent of ribosome; zinc ion binding
Source: RefSeq, a predicted model, not a curated record